UUGAUUGCUAGUGCGUCACUGGCACAUUUGCUAGGGGAGAAUUGUAUAACGGAAUGCCAUCAAUCAUGCAGGCUGUGCUUUAAAUAUCCGCUGAUUUCUUUGGAAGUUUGACAGAUGGUGGUUUACUAAUUCCAGAUAACACCGAAUAAACGGGUAGGCACUGCCUGAAGAUAUCCUGUAUUUAGUUCUGAUCGAUCUUUUGGACUAUGGAACUUGAUCGGCGACUGUUGGUGGCUCACUGCGCAACCCACACCCUGUCAGUCCUGGCCGGGUUGAUGGUGGUUGUCCCGCUUGCGCUCAACGGCUCAGUUUUCAAAGGGCGUUGUGCGCUUUUCACCACGGGUUCAUGGAGGACGGUGAAUUGAAUCGAAAUUACUGGGGAACCGGGUGAGAUUUCACACUUGGUGGUACAACAAUGGGGCCCACCGGCUGCUUGCCAGUAAGCUACCUUUGUCGUUUUCACGGUGAUGUACGGCGCAGUUCAGGGCUGGCGACAUGACGAAACCUUGUUCUCCGCCUUCCUGACCCUGAGCCUGUCUGGAGGGGUCAUUGUCACCCUCUCCCUUAGGCUGGCCUCCUGGUGCAACACUGUCACUGAUGACAACAUCAGACCCUACAGCUGUGCAGAAUCCCAGUCCGUCCCCAUGUACCUGGAUGUAGAGUUGUCGUCCUUCUACACUGAGCUCACCCUGGCAGAGGUCGCUCUGUGGAAUGUAACAGCACUGUGGUUGACUCACUCCAUCCUGUCCUUCAUGCAUCUCUACCACUCCCACAGCCACCACAUCAAUGGGCCCUGCCUGCCCAGGGAGAAGGAGCCCCUAACCCCCACACCCACCAUCAACCAGAGCUAUUAGCAUCUUUAUCUAACGCCGGCCUUAACCCCAAUGAAACCCCAUGCAGCUAUCCCAUCAACACCCAGUGGUUUUAUUUUACCCUAACCCUAAUCACCUUUCUUCUGCUAAACCUCAUCACCACCACCAUUCACCACAUAUGUAACACAUUCGCCUCUUAUGUAACAAGGUUCAACCUCCAACCUCACAUUAUGCCACUUGGUAAAUUGUUUUUUCAAUCAAAAGGGAUUAACUGAGUGUAACCAAAAAAGGAAGAAUAAAUUAAGCAGUGUUAUGGCAUUUUUUAAAUCAAAUGUUUAACUAGUACCAACUACCAUCUCAUCCUAGAGUUAUAUAUAUGGUUGAUGUUGAGAUGUGUCUGUUACUUGAACUCUGUGAAGCAUUGACUUGGGCUGCAAUUUUCCGCAUUGACUGACCCUCAUGUCUUAAAGUAA
Molecule: messenger RNA, 1285 nt
Organism: Salvelinus namaycush (lake trout)
Lineage: Eukaryota; Metazoa; Chordata; Actinopteri; Salmoniformes; Salmonidae
Source: RefSeq, a predicted model, not a curated record